This is a messenger RNA of Rhinichthys klamathensis goyatoka, 1195 nucleotides long. RefSeq lists its product as uncharacterized. NCBI's taxonomy places the organism in Eukaryota, Metazoa, Chordata, Actinopteri, Cypriniformes, Leuciscidae. The record is from RefSeq and is a predicted model, not a curated record. The transcript is spliced from 4 exons. Bases 382 to 1032 code for a protein of 216 amino acids.
UGAGGACUUGGAUGAUGAAAUGUCUGGCCUAGAUCUACAAAACACCCAGAUGUGCCGUCCCUGCCUGGGACAAAAAUCUCUGAUAUGCUCUUAAUGGACUCCAGUCCAUCAGAGAGCGGGAGACUGCGAGGCCAGUGGACACACAGGUGUGCAAAAUAUCACCGGAGGUAAUUGACAAGCGCAGACGAGAUGACCUGCAGAGAAAAGUGAAAGGGGUUAGCGCUCUAUUUGAAGAGGGACUCAUGGGGGUCAGUGCCGGUGAACUCUUCAGCUAAUGGAAAAUCCAUGUUGCACUGAUGCAUGAGGAAACUGAUAUCCUCAUUUGGAUAAACUGAACGUUACGAGACUUCAGCAAGAGUUUGGCGCAACUAUCCAACGGUGAUGCCGGAGGUCACUUCCACCAGAAGUGAUAAGCUAACAUCCAAAGGCAUUAUGUUUUUAUGCAACACCACAGCCAUCAAGGACUGGAGUUAUUUUCUCUCUCAGAUCUUGCCUCUUGUGAAUAAAUCAGCGGGAUUUGUUCAGGAUCGGGUGGAGGCUGUUACGAGCACCAUGGUGACGGCUCUGGAGCCCGAUCUGACCGGGAUGAGCGCUAGUCACCCGCCGCUCAACUCCAAUCACACGUCCGGGACGGAGCACGUCUUUCAGUACUCGUACUCCGAGAGUGACCUGCAGUACACGGACUACAGGACGCCGCCAAGGGACUCGAUACCGCUGCCCAAGGCGGUGCUGUACCUGGUCAUGGCCGCGCUGGUGGUGGUGGCCGUGGCGUACGCGAUCGUGGGGCACCUGGUGAAGGAUCUCGUGCAUGAGUGUUUGGAGUGGGUGUUUGGGCCUCGUUCAGACGACCGCAGGAGCAAGAGCGAGGUGAACUGCAUCAGCAGCAGCGUGAAUGAAAUGAGCGAACUCUCUCGUCCGGUGGACAUCGUGUACAAUCACUCCGACUCCCCGAACACCAUCAAACCGGAAGAGCUGGUGGUCACCAUCGACGAGACCUCGCAGCUCCCUCGCGAAGCUUACAGUGGAACCUAACUGAGAAAAACAACCACGCUUUGAUCCAGCCCUUUAUUACGAGGAAGAAAAGCAUGUUUGCUUCAGUUUGAUCGGCAUCCGUGAGCCGCUGCAGUGAAGUCAAACGACCUUUGGUGGUCAUGAUCAGGAAAACUGAGGAAGAUGGGAGACUUUAGUAUGGAAU